GGGAGCGGAAGUGGAAGUUGGAGUGGAAGUGGAAGUGGUGCUGCGGCUACGGCGGCGGCGGCGGCGGCGCUGAUUAUUCCGCCGAGAGCUCCACCCUUGCCAGCGCCCCAUCCAAGACCUCUCCAGCGGGCAAGAGACGCGGCAUCACGAUUCCUCGGCUAUGGCUCUGGCUCUGGCUCUGGCUCUGGCUCUGCCUCGAGACCUCCCAGCCCGCACAGCCACGCCCACUCCCACGCCCACGCCGCCCCGGAAGAAGACCGCUUUGAAUACGGCGGCAGCCAGAUGCGAUCGGCCUCGCUCAGUGCUGCGCAGAAUGCCACCGCCAGCCACCGCACCGGCCUGGAGAUCAAGACGCUCAGUAUCAACGAGAGCGGCACGCACGCCCUCAUCGCCGGCAAGGAGAUCUUCAAGACGGUCCGCAUUGAAGAUGGCCGCUGUGCCGAGGACUUGAACCUGCGCUCCAAGAUCCGGAGCACGCCCAACCAGGCAUCGGGACAGCCGCGCCAGAUCUACUCCAUCGAUAUCGCAGAUGUAGCCUGGGCCAAGGGGAACACCGGCCACUACGUCGCCGCCGCCACGUCCAGCGGCAAGAUUAUCGUCUACGAUCUGGGCCAUGCCGGAUUACAGGCGGCACAGCUCAUCGAGCAUCAACGACAGGUACACAACGUCACCUUCAGCCCGCACCAGGGCAGUCUGCUGCUCUCCGGAAGUCAGGAUGGCACGGUCCGGCUGUGGGACAUUCGCGAUGUCCGCAACCAGCGACAAGUGGGCGACAUUCCGAGCAAGCGCAAGUUCCAAGGCCAGAGCGAUGGAGUGCGCGAUGUGAAGUGGAGUCCCACCGAAGGCCUCGAUUUUGCGUUUGCAACUGAUGCCGGCGAGCUCCAGCGCUGGGACAUGCGCAACCUGAAAGCCGCCAAGGUCAGAGUCCCCGCACACUCGCUGGCGUGCAAUACUGUCGACUGGCACCCCGACGGCAAGCAUAUCGUCACCGCCGGCAGCGACAAGACCAUCCGCGUCUUCGACGUCUCCGGCAGUCGCCCGAAGCGGGCGGCGUGGGAGAUCAAGACGCCACAUCCCGUGAUGCACGCGCGCUGGCGGCCGUCGUGUCGGUCCAUGAUGCCCGAGGAUAACGGCGCCGGCUUGUGCACGCAGGUGGUGGCCUGCUACGACCGCGACCAUCCCGUCAUGCACGUGUGGGAGUUCCGCCGUCCUCUGCUUCCCUUCCGAGAGCUCCAUCCGUACCCAUCCGCGCCGACCGACAUGCUUUGGCACUCCCAAGAUCUGCUGUGGACCGUCGGCCGCGAAGGUACCCUCCUGCAAACUGACAUCCAGCAUGCUCCUAAGCUCAUCGACAGGUGUCCGGUGCAGGCUAUUGCCGUCUCUCCCCUGGGCGAGCUCACCUUCGCCGCACAAUCACGAAAGCAGCGGCGUGUGCCGAAGCCGGCCCCUCUUCUGGAGACCAAGUCCAGCACCAGCACCAGCCCACCAUCCCAUCUCUUGAGCAGAAGCUGGGCAGACGACGGCGUCGACAAUUCCUUCCUCCGCACAUUGCCUGCCAAAGGACAAGCACGCGCCCACAGCAACAGCCGAGUCUCCGCCCUUCCACAGUCGUCGCGCAGUCCGAACGUGUCCGCGACCAUCAAGCUCGACGACAUCUUGCUCAACCGAAAGACUUUUGUCCCGCAACAGAUUGCAUGCCGAGGACAGCUUCCCGGGCACAACAACCGCAAGUUCGUGGCCUACAUGGCGGAACGAUGGGCCACCCACUUUCAAGCGGCACCGACCGACGAGAACUUUCUGGCGUUUGUCUCCAAAGCAUUUCAAGACAAUGAAGACCAUGCCGCAUCGAUGGGGCUUCUCCAAACGGCACAGACAUGGAAGGUCGUCAGUCACUGUGUGAUGGAUCAUCUCGCCGAACGAAUGGCCGCGAAGCAGUACCGAGCGCUCACUACCACACCGUCUGUGCACGUGAUUAGUCAACAGCAGACACCGAUCGAAAGCCUGGCGUCACGCUGUGCAUCACAAUACAUGAAGCCGCCUGCGCAAUCACCAGGAAGCAGCCGGCCCGUAUCCACCAUUGCGCAACAGCUCGCCGUGCCAGAGAGCACCUCCAACGUGCCCACACCACUUGCUCGUCCGCAGACAGGUGACCGCGGCUCACUGCCCGAUCUCGACGCCAGUGAGGGUAUCGCUCUUCCGCCGUCCCUCACCUCAGAGCUCCGCCCGCCGCCUUCGUCAGCUCCGCGUCCACUCAGCUCCUCAGCUCGCAGAUUGACCAUGGACAGUCUUGCAGAGAUGCAAGCGAUGCAGAAGCGGCAGACAUUCGAGGAGACUGCGGAGCGUAGCGAGAUGGUGAAGCGGUGGAGCUCGCAAGCAAAGACGGUGCUCAACCUUGACCCAGUCGAUAACCGCGGCGUCAGAAUUCCACUCUCGAAGUUGGAAGACCACGGCAGUGGUGAGAGCUUCCAAUUUCUGGAAGACUCAGCUGGGUCCAGGGAAGCAUCGUUCCCCGCGUCAUUCGAGAGCAGCAAGCACAAAGGGUUGGACAUGCCUUCUGCUCACCCCACCCGGCCCAGGCCAUCUCGCACGCAAACGACAGAGUCUCUGGAAACAGAUGAGGAUGAGGUCACGGGAGACGAUGGCGGCGCAGGCUCCACUGACUUCGCCUUCUCGCAAGAAGUCCGCGAGCGCCGCUCCAAGGCGCUGGACAACAAAGUCGAUCUGGACACCGCGAUGGCAUCCGGCAAGAUGACCUUCUUACCUCACACGGAGUCGAAAAAAGCGGAAUUGCACCUCCAGAUGCACCAGGCUCCGCAGCACAAGAUCUCGCGAUUGGCAGUCGAGACCAUUCUCGACUCCACGCCGGGGUCACCCAACGCUGUGCUCACUGAUGAAAGCGAAGUGGAUCUGGAAGAGAACGCCAUCUGGACACUUUUGGAGAUGCUACAGGAGCUCAUUGGGUUCUAUAGUAAUGAGCAGACGUAUCCACAGAUGGCAGCGGUGCUACUCCUGCUGGUGGGACCACUAUUGCCAUGCACACAUCCCCUGCCCGCUUCAGACAUCCAUCAGACGGUGUCCAGUUAUGUGGACUACUUCAUUAACAGCCUGGGCUGGAGUCCUUACGACGUGCCGUCGCUGGUCAAGCAGUGCUUUGAACGACCCAUGAAGGCUGGGUUGCAACCACUACAAGUCGAGAGCAUCAUGUCGACGUACCACGAGCAAUUGCUUCGCUAUCAACUAUUCAACGAAGCCGCUAUCCUUCGCAAGUUAUGCUAUCCCGCAUAUCCUGCUGUCUAUGAAGACUUGAUGGGUGAGAACAAGGUCCAUCUGAUGUGUGGACAGUGUAGCCGACCGAUUGCGGGGAGCUCGAGUUCGCUCCGAUGCCCCAAGUGCAAGACGAAAGAGGAGGCGUGCCCGAUCUGCUGGAUGAAGUGUAGCCCCUACCAACACCAGGGCUCUCUGCUCUACUCCUGCUGCCUUCUAUGCGGACACAGCGGCCACGCCGCAUGCCUAGAUGAGUGGUUUGUCCACGUGAAGGGAGACGCCUGUCCUACUGCGGGAUGCCUGUGUGACUGCGUGGCGGGCACCAGGAGAGAGGCCAAGCUUGCUGCGGCAGAUGCAGAGAAACGAGUGCAAGCUCAUAGUCGCGUCAAGAGCGAUGAGCUGAAGGUGAGGCAGAGUAGGGCCGUGACGGGAGCCCGCGAGCAGUUGAAGAAAUGAGAAAGAGGACCUGAGUUUUACUUGCGAGCAUAGAUACCCUUUUGGUUUCACGCUGUGUAUUUUUUGUACGUACCGUGCAAGGGACAGUUCAGCGAAGGUGGUGAAUCCGGACAAUUGUCUCUCAAGCUUCGAGCUGUUGUAUAUUGCCAGACUGUAGCGGCCACUCGGUGUGACUUUCAAGACGCGAUUCAAGCUUCGUAGACCCUCGGCGGCUCGGGUUGACAGGGGGUUGACAUAUAUAUAUAAAUUACAAUUAUUGAAUAUAG
Messenger RNA from Sphaerulina musiva SO2202, 3986 nucleotides. RefSeq lists its product as uncharacterized. NCBI's taxonomy places the organism in Eukaryota, Fungi, Ascomycota, Dothideomycetes, Mycosphaerellales, Mycosphaerellaceae. Gene Ontology annotation, biological process: positive regulation of TOR signaling. Gene Ontology annotation, molecular function: protein binding. The transcript has a single exon. Bases 283 to 3720 code for a protein of 1145 amino acids. The record is from RefSeq and is a predicted model, not a curated record.